Molecule: messenger RNA, 4455 nt
Organism: Pichia membranifaciens NRRL Y-2026
Lineage: Eukaryota; Fungi; Ascomycota; Pichiomycetes; Pichiales; Pichiaceae
Exons: 3
Biological process (GO): mismatch repair
Cellular component (GO): nucleus; MutSalpha complex
Molecular function (GO): ATP-dependent DNA damage sensor activity; mismatched DNA binding; ATP binding
Source: RefSeq, a predicted model, not a curated record
ACCCCAACUACCGAAAAUGAAACUGCAAUGAAAAACAUCCCAUCUUCUCCCGUGGCGGCUCGCAGAUCCCGGAAAGUCAACUACUCCGAACUGUCAGACCAAGAUGAGGAGGAUGAGGAGGAGGAUGGGGACAUUGUCAAACCAAAAAAGAAAAGAAAAGUCAUUGCGUGGGAUGACGCUGAUGACGAGGAUUUCGACUUGGGUAUGGCAAAAAAUAAGGAUGAUGAAGAUGAAUACAACAGUGGCAGUGACGAAAGUGACGACGAUGAUGCCAACAAUGACAAAAGCGAGAUUAAAGACGAGCUGACUGAGCUGACUGACAAAACUGUCGUUGAUGAUGAUGAGGACGAUAUUGUGGAGGAUGAGGCUUCAAAGCAAACGAAAGAAGCCAAACCUGUCGUCACAAGGAAGAUAAACAACUUAUCCAACAUCCUUUCGAGCAAACCUAGACAAAUGAGUGCUUCGAUGACACCACAGAAAAAAUUCAACAAGGAAAAUGAGGAACGGUACCAUUGGUUGAUUGAUGUCAAGGAUGCCGACGGUAAUUUGGAAUCCGAUCCAAAUUACGACCCUAGAACAUUGUAUAUUCCAUCAUCCGCAUGGCUCAAAUUUACGGCCUUCGAAAAGCAGUAUUGGUCAAUAAAGUCAAAAAUGUGGGAUACAAUCGUCUUUUUCAAGAAGGGUAAAUUUUUCGAGUUGUACGAAAAGGAUGCCGAUGUUGCACACUCGAAAUUCGACUUGAAGCUGGCUGGUACAGGUAGAGCAAAUAUGAGAUUGGCCGGUAUCCCUGAAAUGUCAUUUGAUUUGUGGACAAAACGAUUUAUAGAUGCUGGAUAUAAAGUUGCAAAGGUCGACCAAAAGGAAUCUCUGCUAGCCAAAGAAAUCAGAGAGAAGAAUGGAUCGGCUAAGGAUGCCAAGGAGUCGAAGGUUAUCCAACGAGAGCUUUCUUAUGUCCUAACAUGUGGUACUUUGAUUGAUGAGAAUCUAUUGGACGAUGAAAUGUCUAAAUAUUGUCUUGCUAUCAAAGAAACAGUUGACUAUGAAAACAACACUAAAGUUUUUGGAGUUUGCUUUGUCGACGUUUCCACAGGGAAUUUCCAAAUUUUACAAUUUGUUGAUGACUUUGAAUGUUCUAAGCUUGAAACUUUACUUUCACAAAUUAACCCAAUGGAGGUCCUAGUGUCUAAAAAUGAAAUAGACUUGCUAACUUUGAGAAUCUUGAAAUUCAAUUCUAACCCAAAUGCUUCGUUCAAUUUCAUAAAACCGGAUCUUGAAUUCUGGGGCCAUGAGAAGACGGUUGACGAGUUGUCAAAGUUUAACUCAUCUUAUGAUUUGAAAACCCCUGAAAUUCUGAAAAGCUAUUACGAAAAGGAAAACUUCUUGGCAUUCUCUGCAUUUGGCGCUAUCUUUUGGUAUUUAAGAUCACUGAAGUUGGAUGAGAACAUAGUUUCAAUGGGAAACUUUGGCGAAUACGACCCAUUCAGCAAGAAAUUACUUAAUUCUUCAAUGAGAUUGGAUGGUGUGACUUUACAAAAUUUGGAAAUUUUCAAUAACUCUUUUGACCAGUCAGACCGUGGUACCUUGUUCAAAAUACUCAAUAAAGGAUUGACUCCAUUUGGUAAAAGAUUAUUCAAAAGCUGGGUGAUCCACCCGCUAUUGAAUAAGACAGCAAUUGAUCAAAGAUUAGAUUCUGUAGAACUACUACUAAAUGACGGCGAUCUGAAAUAUCUGAUUGAAUCUAAACUUAAGGGAAUAGUGGAUGUUGAAAGAAUGCUUACAAGAAUACAUUCAAAAAUCUUGAAGGCAAAGGAUUUUGUUAGAGUGAUUGACAGUCUUCAAGUGAUUUCUGAAUUAGUGAACGAGCUUAAUAAAUUCGGCGUCGACAGCCUUCAAGGUAUGCUAAAAAAGUUGAUUGUUGAUUUUCCUAUUUUAGAAUUGGAUGAGCUUUUGGAAAGUUGGAAUGAUAAGUUUGAUAAGGAUUUGGCGAUCAAUGAGGACAUCAUAGUCCCAAAGAGUGGCGUUGAUGAAGAGUUCGAUGAAAGCAAUGCCAAGAUAUCCCAAAUCGAAGAGAAACUUUCAGAUUUACUGCGGGAAUAUAAAACAGAAUACAAAAACAGUGAAAUCUGCUACAAAGAUAGUGGUAAAGAAAUUUAUUUGAUUGAAGUACCAAUCAAACUAGCUAGCAAAAUUCCUCGGGAUUGGCAACAGAUGGCUGCUACUUCCAAGUGUAAAAGGUAUUGGUCACCAGAGGUUAAGACUUUAGUGAAGCAGCUAAUGGAACUCAGAGAAUUGCACAAAUCUAUCUGUUUGAACUUAAAAGAUAAGAUUUAUUCCAAUUUCGAUAAAAGUUAUGAUAAAUGCAUGAAAAUAGUUUCUACUAUCGGUAAAAUUGAUUGUUUGGUCUCAUUGACUAGAGCAUCCGAAGCCCUUGGAUUUCCUGUUUGCAGACCGGAAAUUGUUGACAAUGAAUACUCGUUCUUAGAUUUCAAGCAGUUGAGACAUCCAUGUUUCAUUCCCGGCUCUGGGAUUCUUAAUUCAAAAGAUUUUAUUCCUAAUGAUAUUGCCCUAGGAUUGAAUAAUGAGAACAGCAUGGGAUUGUUGACAGGUGCAAACGCAGCGGGUAAGUCAACUUUGUUGAGAAUGACGUGUGUUGCCACAAUCAUGGCACAAGUCGGCUGCUUUUUACCUGCCGAAAGUGCAAGAUUAACGCCCAUGGAUUCUAUAAUGACCAGAUUAGGUGCAAAUGAUAACAUCAUGCAAGGGAAAUCAACAUUUUAUGUAGAAUUGCUGGAAACAAAGAAGAUGUUAGAUACAGCCACGCCUAGGUCCUUGAUAAUUCUGGAUGAAUUAGGUAGAGGAGGCUCUUCGAGUGAUGGAUUUGCUAUUGCCGAAUCUGUUUUGCACCAUUUUGCUACUCAUGUUCAGUCAAUCGGAUUUUUUGCUACUCACUAUGCAAAUCUCGGGCAAUCUUUUGUCAACCAUCCAAAAAUUACUCCAUUGCGCAUGUCAAUUUUAGUUGACUCUGAAUCAAAGAAGAUUACGUUUUUGUACAAGCUUGAAAGUGGACAAUCAAAUGGUUCUUUUGGUAUGCACGUGGCUACAAUGUGUGGCAUACCCAAGCAGAUUGUCGAGAGUGCCGAUGUGGCUGCCAAAAAAUGGGAGCAUACAUCAAAGCUACACAAAGCAAGUCUUGAUUCAGCUUCUAAAAUGCCUUUGGGAUUGGAAAGUGAUUUUAGUUGGUGGAGCCAAAACAAAGCACUUACUCCUUCUUUUGGUCCUUUCUUUGAAAAGGAAGCAUUACGUUCUGCUAAGAGAAAACCCGCAACAGAAGGAACGCGAUUAUUUGAUGAGACAGUUUUCAAUGGAAAGAAGAAGGAUCUCAAUUUUGAAGCUACUGAAAAGAAAAAUAUUUUAGGAACAAAGAGAAGAAAGAUAGAUGAAGUAAGAAAGGCACAAAACAUAAAUAAUAAAGACAUCUGGUAUGAAAAUAAUGGAUGGAAACGAGUACGAUUUAAUAAGGUUGCUAAGACGUUCUUGAAAAAGGCUUUGAGCAGGGCUCUCAGUUUGGAGGGGAUAAAGAAAAAUAAAGUGAUAGAGCUACAGGUAGAAAGACUAUCCAGUUUGGGAGAUUUACGCAACGCAAUAAAUACGCUAGAAUUUUGGUUUAAAUUUCAGUAUGAGAGCGGCGUAGCCAAAGACUACGAUGAGGACUCCAUUGAUGGUAAAGAAACAGGGCUCGAUAUUUUUCAUUCUAUAGGGAAGAUAAUUUAUGGGACAAAGCAUGAGAAAGAGGAGUUUGAAGAUUUCAGGAAACGACACAAUAUCAAGAUAGAUGUUUCCCAAGUUGAGAGCGAUGUUGUCACAGUUGAUAAUGUUAGUAGUGAGGUGAUGUCACACUUGACCCGGUUCAAUCUUUGUUGUUUAGAGAACUACUCUUUAACAAACCCUCCAAUUUGCGACGAUUUGAACCGAUUGAUGGAUAUACUCAGCAUAUCUGAUGAUAUGGUGAAAAGAAGUGGAGGUUAUGGCAACUCAAGUGUUUUACAAAACACUUCGUUUUAUAAUUGUUUUGGGCUUCGGAUUCAUUGUCAAUCUCUGAAAGAGCAGGGUGAAGGCAACCUACCCCUUAACUCCAGCUCACGUGGGAAAAAACGUGUCAUAUUCAGUAGGGAUUCCAAACUUAGGAAAAAGUUACACACCAUUCAAAACGAAAUUUUCGACUAUCAGAAAAAGAGAGAGAAGAGCAUGGUAUCAGCUAAGGCUUAUGCGCAUCUGAACCAACUCGAAACGGUUCUCAUUGACGGGUUCUACCAAAGCAAUAUAUUGUCCAGUUAUAAAUACAAGUAUCAAAGGUACCUCAAAGGGCAGAAUAUUUUGAAAAUGGAGAGAAUUGGUGGAAAGUUCACAAAUUCUAUCACCGCUGACGAUGAAUUCAAGGUAGAUAAUGAAGAAGAG